AUGAGCGCCGCCCUCUUCAGCCUGGACGGCCCGGCGCGCGGCGCGCCCUGGCCCGCGGAGCCCGCGCCCUUCUACGAGCCGGGCCGGCCCUGCAAGCCCGCCGCCCGCGCCGGCGAGCCCGCCGCCGGCCCCGCCAUGUACGACGACGAGAGCGCCAUCGACUUCAGCGCCUACAUCGACUCCAUGGCGGCCGUGCCCACGCUGGAGCUGUGCCACGACGAGCUCUUCGCCGACCUCUUCAACAGCAACCACAAGGCGGGCGCGCCGGGCGCCCCGGAGCCGCCGCCCGGCCACCCCGCCGCGCGCGCCCCGGGCCCGGGCCCCGCGCCGCGGCCGCUCAAGCGCGAGCCCGACUGGGGCGACGGCGCCGCCGCCUCGCUGCUGCCCGCGCAGGUGGCCGCGUGCGCGCAGACCGUGGUGAGCCUGGCGGCCGCGCAGCCCACGCCGCCCGCGUCCCCCGAGCCGCCGCCGCGGGCCAGCCCCGCGCCCGGCCCCGCGCCCGGCCCGGCCCGCGACAAGGGCGCCGGCGGGAAGCGCGGCCCGGACCGCGGCAGCCCCGAGUACCGGCAGCGGCGCGAGCGCAACAACAUCGCGGUGCGCAAGAGCCGCGACAAGGCCAAGCGGCGCAACCAGGAGAUGCAGCAGAAGCUGGUGGAGCUGGCGGCCGAGAACGAGAAGCUGCACCGGCGCGUGGAGCAGCUCACGCGGGACCUGGCGGGGCUGCGGCAGUUCUUCAAGCAGCUGCCGGGCGGCGCGCCCUUCCUGCCGCCCGCGGCCGCCGACGGCCGGUGA
This is a messenger RNA of Pipistrellus nathusii (Nathusius's pipistrelle), 792 nucleotides long. NCBI's taxonomy places the organism in Eukaryota, Metazoa, Chordata, Mammalia, Chiroptera, Vespertilionidae. The record is from the annotation of a GenBank genome assembly.